Homarus americanus (American lobster) is the source of this 1308-nucleotide messenger RNA. RefSeq names its product proteoglycan 4-like. The coding region runs from base 1 to 1308 and encodes 435 amino acids. NCBI's taxonomy places the organism in Eukaryota, Metazoa, Arthropoda, Malacostraca, Decapoda, Nephropidae. The transcript has 2 exons. The record is from RefSeq and is a predicted model, not a curated record.
AUGUCGGCCUCUGGGGUAAAUGUUGGCCUCUGGGAUUAUUGCCUGAAGAGAUGCGAGCCACAGUCUACCAGCCAACGACAACCACAGUCUACCAGCCAACGAGAGCCACAGUCUAACAGCCAACGACAACCACAGUCUAACAGCCAACGACAACCACAGUCUAACAGCCAACGACAACCACAGUCUAACAGCCAACGACAACCACAGUCUACCAGCCAACGAGAGCCACAGUCUAACAGCCAACGACAACCACAGUCUAACAGCCAACGACAACCACAGUCUAACAGCCAACGACAACCACAGUCUAACAGCCAACGACAACCACAGUCUAACAGCCAACGACAACCACAGUACCAGCCAACGAGAGCCACAGCUCCACCAGCCAACGAGAGCCACAGUCUAACAGCCAACGAGAGCCACAGUCUACCAGCCAACGACAACCACAGCUCCACCGCCAACGAGAGCCAUACCAGCCAACGAGAGCCACAGUCUACCAGCCAACGAGAGCCACAACGAGAGCCACAGUCUAACAGCCAACGACAACCACAGUCUAACAGCCAACGACAACCACAGUCUACCAGCCAACGAGAGCACAGUCUACCAGCCAACGAGAGCCACAGUCUAACAGCCAACGAGAGCCACAGUCUACCAGCCAACGACAACCACACAGUCUACCAGCCAACGAGAGCCACAGUUCACCAGCCAAUGAGAGCCAUAGCCCAACAGCCAACGAGAGCCACAGCUCACAGCCAACGAGAGCCACAGUCUACAGCCAACGAGAGCCAUAGUCUACCAGCCAACGACAACCACAGUCUACCAGCCAACGAGAGCCCAGCCAGUCUACCAGCCAACGAGAGCCACAGUCUAACAGCCAACGAGAGCCACAGUCUCACCAGCCAACGACAACCACAGUCUACCAGCCAACGACAACCACAGCCUACCAGCCAACGAGAGCCACAGCUCCACAGCCAACGAGGAGCCACAGUCUACCAGCCAACGAGAGCCAACAGUCUACCAGCCAACGACAACCACAGUCUACCAGCCAACGAGAGCCCUAGUCUACCAGCCAACGAGAGCCACAGCUCCACCAGCCAACGAGAGCCACAGUCUACCAGCCAACGAGAGCCACAGUCACCAGCACGAGAGCCAAGUCUACUAGCCAACGAGAGCCACAGUCUACCAGCCAACGACAACCACAGUCUAACAGCCAACGACAACCACAGUCUAACAGCCAACGACAACCACAGUCUAACAGCCAACGACAACCACAGUCUACCAGCCAACGAGAGCCACAGUAAAAUCACUUAA